Messenger RNA from Perognathus longimembris pacificus (Pacific pocket mouse), 1365 nucleotides. It is a transcript of the gene C23H16orf91, whose product is annotated as chromosome 23 C16orf91 homolog. The record is from RefSeq and is a predicted model, not a curated record. Bases 342 to 827 code for a protein of 161 amino acids. Lineage: Eukaryota; Metazoa; Chordata; Mammalia; Rodentia; Heteromyidae. The transcript has 2 exons.
GCGCCGGCCGACUCUCUGGCAGGUCCAACACAACCCGCCGUCUUUUCUCGUGGCAUAGGUUUGGAAGCGUCCUCCAACCACAAACACCAGCGGCCGCCACGGAGGCCUUCAGAUGGUCGCCCGCCGUCCUCGCAGCUACCCUAGCGAACUACACCCACGACUUCCGGUCCCUAGGCUCGGGUCUCUAGGUAGAGCGGAGAACUAUAUUUGCCGGUGUGUCGCGCGGGUCCCGCCCCCAGGGAUCUGGACAGCGACGGAAAAGCCCCCCCCCCCCGACGGAAGUGCGUAAUUUCCGUUGCGCCACCGGGCUCACGUUCUGUCUUCGUGAGCGGAGGCCUGGGAUGACGUCCGGUUUCCGCUUUUGUGCGACGGAAGUGGCGCAUUGCGCCGAGCGCCGAGCCGAGGUCGCGAUGCGGGGUGUCUUGAGUGCACCUGCGGCCGGGGCCGUGCGGGCGCUGCGGCUUGUGGGCUGGGCUCGAAGCUUGCACUCACCGCCCGGCGGCAGCGUUCCACCUUCCCGACCUCCGACAGAGGGGGACGAGGAGGAAGACCCCAGCCGCCCCUUUCCUUUUUCACCCAGUGGAGCCAACCCGUUCCGUUGGACGGUGCUGCACUCCUUGGGAAAGAACCAGCAGCGUUCCGGGUGGAAAGUGCUGCCCUUCGGCUGCUUCUUCUUGGUGGUGGUCGUCUGGUGCUACCUGAGGGGGGAGAACAGCGCGGACCAAUGGUGGAGGAGGGUGCUGGUCGAAGAGGCGCCGGAGCCCGGGGAUAGUGCUGAGGAGUUCGGAACUCCGGCGCCUACGGGGCGAGAAGUUAACAGGGUGUAAGAACAGGCCGUCGCCCUUCGGAUUGAACGUGGUCUCUGGCGACUUCUGCCCCGGUUAAGCAUUCGCCUUCCGCCCUGAAGGACUCGCUGCUCACACGCGCAGGCCGGGUUGAAAGUCAGCAACCCCUACCCUUCUCUUGCCUGACACGGGUAUCCCGGUUUAUGUCCAAGACUUCAGAUCCAUAGAAUUUGGGGCUACAUUGUGGCUGUUGGAUUUGUGGACUUCACACAAUGUAAUCAUGUUUCCGAUGCUGUUCUCAUGACAGAAGUAGCCCAAUGCCAUUUUGCAGGUCAUUUACUUUAUGAGACAAAAUAACUGUUAGUAAUGUUAAAGUUUAUAAUGCUGCACCAUGUGUGUAGUUAAUACCUGUGGGUAUGUUUUUACACACUAACAUCUUAGUGUGACGAUACCAAAUUUACUAAAUUCAGGUUAAGGUGAUUCCUUUUUUUCCUCGCAUGUAAUUAAAAAGAAAAAGAUGCCCGUAAACUAAAAGCCACCUUUUAAAAUUUCGCUGUUUGGGGCUGGGGAUAUAGCCUAG